AGAGAGGCCAAAUCCUGCCCUGAGCCAGAUCCCCUGGCACCUUAAAUUCAUCACUUGUGGUAGGAAUAGGGUGGCAAAGGGAGGGCAGAUUCAGCCCAUAGAGACUGUGCAGAGGCUGGGAUGGAUUUCUGCUUCUUUAAACACGUGUUUUAAGUUAGUGUUUGGGUUUUAUUUACAUCUCUUCAAUAGUUAUUAAGCUGAAGGAAUUACUAGUGCUGGGCUCUAUGACCAUUCCCAUCUUCUUUCCAGAGGCAGGAAUUCCACAGAACUUCAGCUGUCCUUUGAGAAUCAUAAAUAGAGCUGGGUUAAAAAGGCACUGAGGAUGUGUCUCUGGGCUUGUCAGUGUUCACCACUUGAUGUUGAAGCUCGUGUUUGCUUUCUCCACGGGGUGAUAUUCCGUGUGCAGCGUUCCCACAGCCUUCUCCGAGUCCCUGCCUCCCAGCCAGUGCUCGUACAGCUCAGCCACAGCCUGGUUCUCCUCUGGAAUCUCAGCCUUUGGAGACUCAUACAACCUCUCCACGUGCUGCAGCUCGUCCUUGGAUCCCCCCUCCAGCUUGAUCUGCCCUCCUCCGUUCAAACAACCUGCGGCAACAACGGAGAAAACCCAGUGGAGAAGAAAAUUGAGCUUCAGCAGGAAAAAUCCAACAAAAAACUACAGUUACUCUGCACCUGCAAACACUUAUAGAACUGAAAACACCCUCAGAAUGGAGGUUUACUCCCAUUUAUCUCCCUGCAGCAGGGCCACAGGGCAGGGAGAUCCUGGCUGUGCCUGCGGCCAGCUGGGAAUGUGCCAGGAGCUCCAGCCCUUAUCUCCCGCCUCCAGAAGAGGGUCAGAGCACACUCCAGGUGAAUCCAGGCUUGGAGCCACAACUGAGGGCAAAGGAAACAUGGGGUGCUGGGAGCUGAGCUCUGCAGUGAGAGGUUGCCCAGAGCAGUGUCAGGCGCUGGAGCUGUGCAGACCCUCGGGAGGGAGCAGUGGCUCCCAAGUGCCAGAAGUGGCCCCUCAGCAUCAGCCCAGGCUGGGAUCAAGCUGCCCCUGCUUCCUGCUGGCUGAUUCCAAGAGAGCCAGGAGGGAGGAAAAGGAAACUAAGUGGAAAAUGGAAUAAAAUAUUUAGGAAGAGACUUUCCCCACCAGUGUUUUCUGAAAGUGUAAUGGCCAGUUUUGUGCAAUUUUAGGGGAAAAAUCCCCUCAGGUAACGAAGAGCUCAGAAAAUCAGGAAACCCUCCUUAAAAGCACUAAGUGUGCAAAUUUUGUGUGAUGGAAUUUAACAGCAGUUACUUAAAUCCUGAGGCAUUACUGGCUUAGAGGCAGGAAAAUCCACAACCAGCCCUGAGAUUGUGACGCUGGGACUGUCACACCUCCAGAGGUCACGGCUGUGCCACAACACUCAGGGUGUGAAAUCACCUAUUGUCUUGUAUUUAGGCUCAAUUUCAUAGAGCAUCUCCCAGCUCUGGAUUUGCAGCAGCCCCACCUGAGGGACAGGCCAUGACCUCCACGUAGUGAUAUGGAGACUUCCCCCGUUUCAGCUUCUGCACCAGGUUCUGGAUGUUCCGAAAUCCAUAAGCCAGGGCAAACUGGAGCAGGACCUCUCCAUCCCUCUGCAGAGUCACCUCCUGGAAGUCCUUGUUUCUGAGGAACGAGAGCAGAGGAAAUGUCUUACCCAAAUGAGCUUCUAUUUUAAACUUCAAAGGGCCCUGAGCUAAACCCAAGUUCUCUGUGAAUCUUAUUUGAGAGCUGUCCUAGUUCUUUGCCAUCGAAACAAAAUAUGAAGGAACUGCUUCCAGAUCCUUCUCCAGGCUCGUUUGAGGAGCUGCCACCUGAGCAGAGUUUGCUGAAGGACACCUGUGCUGAAUAAAUCCUUAAAAGCUCAGCAAAUGGAGCCUUUCACUGUGACAGACCUGAAGCCACUGAGGGAAUUUUUAACUUGCAAUGGGCCAUAAAACCAGGGAGCAAACCAAGACUGAAGGAUUCCAGACUCCAAAGGCACCGCCUGACUCCUCAUCCUGCUGCUCCAGCCCCGGCUCCUCUGCCUUGCACACCCUGCUCUGCCUCCGGGGCCCCCAAACUCAUCCACCUCUCCUGCAUUCCCUACACUUCCCGCAGGGUUCAGAGAACUCCUCGGUUCUACAGCGAUCCCUCCCUGAAAGGCAAAUCGUGGAGGAUUCCCUUGGAAACCCAAGAACUUCAGGGAGAGCGAGCAGGACUGUGUUUGCCAAGUCUGUUUUGCUGAAGUGUUGAUGGGCUGAGAGCUUGAGGAGAUCACAGGAUCACUCAAAACCAGGAGAUCCCUCUGACUGCUGCUCCACAGGCCUGGGAGAUCCUGGGGAACAUCACCAGGUGGGAUUUGGAUGAAGGAACAGGGCAAAGUCAUUCCUCAGCUCCUAUAUAAAGACGCCUUCAAACUAAAGCUUCAUCCCAUUCCAUGCCCUGACUGGCCAGCAGAGCAACUUCCACGUGUUUCUCUUCAGGACAACUGGAAGAAGCAGAAAUUUUCCAGAGGUUUCAACCAUUUCAAGCUCCACCAAAGCAAAAUUUCCUGAUUGCAAAGAUUCCCUCAGUAACUGGAGGAAGGUGGUCCUGGAGGAGCUCUGUCCUGGGAGCACAGGAAUGACAGGCAUUAACAAACAGCACCCAGUGACUUGUGCUACGAAACAUUUGUGUUCUCAGGAGCUGAGAGGUGUGUCCAGGGCUCCAAAUCCAUCCUGCAGUGGGAGAUGUAGGUCUGAGGAGCCGGGGACACGCCCCAGUUUGCUCAGUGAAAAGGAGCCCGCUAUGACCAUGCCCUGCACUCCGGGAGAUCCCAGGUGAUUCCUCACACUUGUGGGUGUUCUGAAGACCUUUCCAGAAAUGCCUCCUUUACUCUCAGGGCUGGGAUUUCUCCUUCUGCUUGGGUGGCAGGGAACUGCUGGAGCUUCUGCUGGGACAUACCUGUGCUCCAGCUCCACUGUCAACGAGUCUGCCCUGUGUGCCUCAGUGGAAAGUGCCAGCCAGGAGAAGUUUCUGGAAGCAGCCCGUGGCCAAAGCUCCCCGUGCAGCCUCUCGUUUGCUCAAUACGCCUGUGCCCAGAGAACUUGGCUCCAGGACCUCCAGGAUGAUUUCCUCAUAUCCUUAUAUUCUUGCCUUGCCUCCAAACCUGCCACUGCUGUGGAUCCAGAAUACUCUGUUCUGUUCUUUUCCAAAUAUGGUGCUGAGAAGCUUUUGGCCUCCCUGACCACGUUCAGCCAACGGUUUUCCCACGUGCCUCUGUCUCUGGAGUGGAGCCUGAUCUUCAUCAAUGGGCUGUGGGAGAAGAUGCUGCAAGUGCCAGACAUUGAGAGCCCUCCUGUUCUGUCUCAGUGGGUCCAUGGGGGACUUCAGCCCUUCCUGGAGGAGCCCAAGGUCUUUGGUUGCCUCCAUGGCAAAAAUGUGUCCUGUGAGACCUUUCAGCUGCUAGUGGCUGCCCUGGAUGGACUAUACCCUGAGCUUCCAGAGGAAGAGCAGAGGAAUCUCUACAGUGGGAUCAAAUAUUAUCUCACCCAGAAUGAAUCCAACCAGAAAUGCUACAGUGAAGCCAUUCCAGGUCUGAAUUCCACUGCUUGGUUUAAAAACUACCUUGGAUCCUUUAUGGAGGAUGCCACAGCUGAGGAUCUGCAGCUUUUUGCUGAUGAACCGACUCUUCAAAAAUUUGCCAGGGAUCCAGUCAAUAUGGAGAUGAUCAGCAACCUCACCUUGCUCCAGGAGACAGCUCAGUACUACACCUUCCUGCUGACCUCUGCUCCUGCUUUUCCAUUGUCAAGCCUCCCCGACAGGUUUCUUUGCUCCCUGAGCCCCUCAGCAGUGACCAACCUGAGCAGGGACGACGCGCUGAGCUUGGCCCAGAGGAUCGGGAAGAGCUGCCCCUGGAUCCCGGUACGCAGAGGAAUUCCUGGAGAGAGAGCUCCCUCCUCCCUACCGGCACAGGAGCUGCAGGUCACGUCCUCCCUGCUGAGGAAGGUUGAGGAUUUCUCUCCCGAAAUCCUGCGUGCCCUGGGCCAGGCUGCAGUUGGACUGUCUGUGUCCAGCAUCCAGAACAGCACCAGUGAGCAGGACCUUGAAGCAGCUCUUCCUGCCCUGGGGAAAGUUCGUGGCUGGAGUGCUGAGCAGUCCAGUGCUAUUGUGGACAAACUGCUCCGCUCUGGCUAUCAGCUCUGGGAUGGGCAGAGCCUGGCACAGCUGGGCAGUUUGGUGGGAGGCCUCAACAGCAGCACGGUCUGGAGUCUGUCCCCAGAGGUGCUCCUGGAGGCCAUCAAGGUGCCUGAGUUUGCCCAGCAAAUGGAGCCUCUUCCCCCUGCUCUGAAAAGGACCUUUGUGGAAAAGAUUUCCUCCAGUGUUGCCCACCCUGCUGACCUGGUGAAAUACAUCCCUGAUGCUCUGGCCAGUUACAUCCCCAAAUCCUUGCUUGUUUUUGAGGAAGAGAAGCCCAGUGUGCAGGAUCUCAACAGUAAGCCGUGGACCCCAGAGCAGGCUGCCAUGUUUUUCAGUGAUGUGGUAAAGGCAGAGCCUGACUUCAGCAGGCUCUCCCAGUCUGUGCUCCAAGGUUUCACCUGUGCAGCUGCCAAAGAUGUGGAAGCAGGAAGAUUUCAGGAGCUAGCCAAAGUCAUGAGGAGCAAGAAUGUCAGGCUGGGAGAAGACCAGUUGAGUUGCUUACUGAGGAUGGUGACACUGCAUGGGAUUCCUGAGGAUUUGGACAGUUAUCCUAAAGACCUGUUGCUGUUUUUAAGUCCUUCAGACUAUGCAGCCACUGGAAGCUGCAGCCAAUACUUCAAUAAUGUCGGGGAAGCAAAUCUUGAUGUUCUGCCAAGAGAGUCCCCUCAGAGGAAACAGCUUCUCCUGGAGGCUCUGGCAUGUCUGAAAAUCCCUGGCACACAAAUAAAUGAGGAAGAUGCCGAGAUCCUGGGCCACCUGGUCUGUGACCUGGGGGGGGAAUACAUCAGGAAUUCGGGGGAGAUUUUACUGAAGGACCUAAGCCAGUGUGAAUCUUUCCUGCCUGACCAAGAAGAGGCCAUUAGGGAUGUCAUCAGCAGUGGGAACACCACAUUCGGGCCUCCUGCAGCCUGGUCAGCCUUCACCCUGAGGGACCUCUCGGGGCUCAUCCCUGUUUUUGAUCACAACAUCUUGCAGGAGAUCCCCAAGAAUUCUCUGACCCUCUGGCUGAAGAACUUUGCCCGGGAUUCCCCCCUGUCCAGGGAGGAGCUGGCCAACGUCGUGGGGGAGCUCCUGCCCACCCGGCACAGGAGGGCCGAUGCAGGUUGUGACAUGGAGAUAACGGAGGAGAUGCUGAACACUGACCUGAUGCCCACCUACUACAUCCCUGCGGAGAAGCUCCGGACCUGCCUCAGGAACAUGUCCCUGGAGAACCAGGUCUUCCUGGAGAACCAUCUCUCCCAGGUCCUCAGCUACCCCUUCAGUGUGGAGCAACUGCAAGCGCUGAAGGACUACUUGGAUGAGAGGUAUCCUGAUGGUUAUCCCGAAAGCCUCCUCUCCGAGCUGGGUCCCCUCACCUCUCUCAUCACCCCUGAGGAGAUUUCCACAUGGAAGAUGAGCUCAGCUGAUGCCCUGGCUGCCUUCCUGAAAACUCAGCCCCCAGAUCUCCAGGCCUCAGCAGUGAUCAAAAGCUAUGUUGAGCUGGGCAAUGCCCUGAAUGCCACUGCCCUGGAUGCCAUCGGGACCAGAUACGUGUGCCUGCUGAACACCACGAAGUUGCAGGCCAUAGAGCCCAGCACCCUCAAACUGGUGUCUCUGAAUCCUUCAGCCUGUUCACAACAGACCAAAGACCUCUUGUAUGAGAAAGCCAAAGAAGCUUUCUAUCCCCAGCACGUCUUUCCUGCUUACUAUGAGCUGAUUUUACCUUAUCUGGGGGGGGCUCCUGGUGAAGAUCUCAAGGCUCUGAGCCAGGCCAAUGUGAACAUGAACAUGAGCACUUUUGUGAGUUUAAGAAGAGAUGCUUUGAUGAGCCUGACGCUCCGUGAGGUUCAGGGCUUGCUGGGGAUCAACCUCCCAGACCUGGCCAAGUGGCAGUACAGGUCUCCUGUCCGGGAGUGGAUCCAGGUACAGCAACAAUCCCAGCUGGACCAGCUGCACAUCGGGCUCACGGGGGGAACACAGGAAGGCUACAUCAACCUCGUCACUCCCAAAUUCCCAGCACCAUCCUCAGCCCCUCUGGGUGCCAUGGCCAUGGCACUGCACCUCCUGCCUGCCCUGCUCCUCACUUUCCUCAUGAUGUCCAUCCUGUCCUGACCAUCUUCUCUCCAGAGGAAGCAAGACCAGGGGUUGGUUCCAUCCUGUGACCUGCUCUGAGGCCUGUGGGCACCUCCAGCCUGGGGCUGAGGGGUGCCCAGAGCACCAGGCAACUGGGAUCAGCCCAGGAAUCACUUCUAGGUACUUUUGUCUUUCAAAUCACUUGGAAAAACCCAGUUGUAUCUGAAGGGAAGAUUCCAGACUCUUCAGAGCAGGACCUUUGCCUUUGGUAGAGCCCAAGUCCAGGUCAGCCCCAACCAUAACACUGCAACCCAAACCACCUGCAUGUUUUACUGGGGGGUUAAGGUGUUCUGCAGGUUAAAAAUGACAUUUCCCAGAGCCUGAUCUCGUGACACUGCCAAGACCUCAGUGUGGAAGGGAAGUUUUCUGGCUGAUUGUAAAUAAAUCAUGGAAUUAAGUAAAAAAAUGC
Messenger RNA from Chiroxiphia lanceolata (lance-tailed manakin), 6686 nucleotides. Its product is annotated as mesothelin-like. NCBI's taxonomy places the organism in Eukaryota, Metazoa, Chordata, Aves, Passeriformes, Pipridae. Gene Ontology annotation, cellular component: cell surface. The transcript is spliced from 33 exons. Bases 2849 to 6256 code for a protein of 1135 amino acids. Gene Ontology annotation, biological process: cell-matrix adhesion. The record is from RefSeq and is a predicted model, not a curated record.